Prorocentrum cordatum is the source of this 771-nucleotide messenger RNA. NCBI's taxonomy places the organism in Eukaryota, Dinophyceae, Prorocentrales, Prorocentraceae. The record is from the annotation of a GenBank genome assembly.
AUGUUCGAUCAGACUCAUGGUCGCGUGCUCAGGACGGUGCCGAACAAGAUCAUUUGGGACUCGCUGGAGUCGGAAUUCAGAACAGACAGGGAUAUCGCCCGCAUACUUGCCUCACAGACGCACCCCGUGAUGAUGGUGCCAGCUUACAACCAGCACCCCGUCGUGAUCGAGGCGAGGCAGCAGGGCCGCCAGCCGCCCAUUCCGUUGGGAUUCUAUCUCGACGGCGUGCAGUAUAUAUCGCAGGCCGCGGGCCGAAGCGACACUGCGCUGGGGUUCUGGAUAAUCAACAUGCUGUCAGGACGGCGCCAUUUCAUCUCGGCCCUGAAAGGGCAGGACUUAUGCCAGUGCGGGCGUCGGGGCCACUGCUCCCGCUUCCCAGUUAUGCACCAUGUGCGGUGGCAACUGCGAGCGAUGCAGCGAGGCGCCGUUCCAACCUUGCUGCGCGAUGGCCAGAGCCCAUGUCCAGAGCAGUGGCCUCCAGGCAAACGCCUACCCUACACAGCAAUUAUGCGAUACAUCAAGGGCGACUGGGCAGAACACACGCACACCCUCGGCUCGAUGCCUUGGGGCGCGGCGUGGAACCCCUGUCAGUUCUGCUGGCUCGAAAAAAAUCAGCUUCAUGACUGCGACGAUGCACUUUGUGAUCCAGACCCUCCGUGGCCCCUGAAGGACCGCGGCUCGCACGAGAGGCUAAUAUCUAAAGAUAUUGUCAUCAACGACGUCGUCCUCAACGUGGGGGACAGGCUAUGCCCGUCUGAAUCGCUGCCGGAC